GCACUUUUUUCAUUUAUACAGUUAAAGGUCUAAAUGUAUCUUGAGAGUUUGAAACUACUGCCACGAAUUCAAAUUGUUAAAUUCAGUGUUCAAUGUAUUAAAUGUUACCAAGUUCGAAAUAUAAUAUAAAUAUAAUUUUUGUUUAAUUAUCACACAGAUAGUUAAAAAUAAUGAGUUUAAUACCAUAUCUACGUUCUAUAUUAAUUAAUCAAAAUAAUGUUGCGAAAAGAUAUUUACAUGUCAGCACAAUACUUCAUAAAGUACAAGCUGGACGUUAUAGACCAAAACCAAAGGUAGUGCAACCACUUACAUAUGAAAUGGCAUAUCCACUACAUGAAAUUGUUGCUAAAAAGUCAUGGAACUCAUGAA
Bombus impatiens (common eastern bumble bee) is the source of this 369-nucleotide messenger RNA. RefSeq names its product 28S ribosomal protein S24, mitochondrial-like. Gene Ontology annotation, cellular component: mitochondrion. The record is from RefSeq and is a predicted model, not a curated record. The transcript has 2 exons. Lineage: Eukaryota; Metazoa; Arthropoda; Insecta; Hymenoptera; Apidae. The coding region runs from base 171 to 368 and encodes 65 amino acids.